Alligator mississippiensis (American alligator) is the source of this 2836-nucleotide messenger RNA. It is a transcript of the gene COL22A1, whose product is annotated as collagen type XXII alpha 1 chain. Lineage: Eukaryota; Metazoa; Chordata; Crocodylia; Alligatoridae. The coding region runs from base 485 to 2836 and encodes 783 amino acids. The record is from RefSeq and is a predicted model, not a curated record. The transcript has 28 exons.
CCCAAACCCUCCUCCCCUGGCCCCACCUCCACCCCCCUUCCUGGAUCCCUCUUCAUUUCACUUUCCAUCCUCUCCCUUAGAGACUGGCUUCAUGCUGAGCAUUGUCCCUGCUGCCGCUGCAGGGAAAUCUCUUUCUGGGCUUGGAUUCCUCCUCUCUGUAUUCAUUUGUCUUUCUUUUUGUCUCUUUCCCUUGUCCCCCAUUUUGUUCCUGGUUGCUGGGAUGUAGAAAAUUGUUGUUCCCUGCAAUGCCCUGCUGAGUUUGGUGUGAUUUUUUUUCCCCACCCCUUCUCUUUGGGGAGAAAGUGGGAAUCUCCACUUUAGCUGACAACUACAAAGUACAGUCCAGCUGAGUGUUGAAUGUGGCUCAGGAGUUGAGCAACAGUUGGCAAGUUUGCUGGUGCUAUUUUUCUGCAGGCAGGGGAUUGGAUUCGUAAACAUUUCCCACCACGGCAAAGAGACAAGCCUGUGAAAGAAGGAGGGAGGUAUGUCCCCUCUGGAAAGAGAGUGGGUGCCCUUCAUCCUGAUUCUCCUUACACUUGUGUGGGGUGGAGAGAGAAUUCAGGCACAAAGAGCAGGUUGCAAGAAUGUCCAUUACGACCUUGUCUUCCUCCUGGAUGCCUCUUCCAGCGUGGGCAAAGAAGAUUUUGAGAAGGUCCGACAGUGGGUGUCAAACCUGGUGGAGACUUUUGAGAUUGGACAAGAUAAGACCCGCGUGGGAGUGGUCCGGUACAGUGAUCGGCCAACCACAGAAUUUGACCUAGGAAGGUACCAAACUCGUGAGGAAAUCAAAGCAGCUGCAAAGAACAUUAAAUAUGAUGGGGGCAAUACAAACACCGGGGAUGCCCUCCGGUACAUCAACACCUAUAGCUUUUCCAAAGAGGCUGGUGGGAGGCCUAGUGACCGGGCCAUUAAGAAAGUGGCCAUCCUUCUGACUGAUGGGAGGAGCCAGGAUUAUGUCUUGAACCCAGCCACUGCAGCACGCAAGGCUGGGAUUCGAAUUUUUGCGGUAGGAGUGGGUGAAGCUUUGAAGGAGGAACUGGAUGAAAUUGCUUCUGAGCCCAAGUCUGCUCACGUGUUCCACGUCUCUGAUUACAAUGCCAUUGAUAAAAUACGAGGGAAACUGAGAAGACGUCUCUGUGAAAAUGUGCUAUGCCCAAAUGUCCACGUGGAAGGAGAUCGGUUCAAACACACCAAUGGAGGGACUGACGAAAUUCCAGGAUUUGACCUGGUGGAUUUAUUCAGCGUGAAGGAUAUUUUUGGACUGAAAGACAAUGGAAUUCAGAGUUCCUAUAUCCGACUUGGCAGCUUCCCCAUUGUGCAGAAAACAGAGGAUGUCUUCCCACAAGGCCUGCCUGAUGAAUAUGCCUUUGUAACGACCUUCAAAUUCCGGAAAGCUUCCCGGAGAGAGGACUGGUAUAUUUGGCAGAUUAUCGACAAAUACGGGAUACCUCAGGUUUCUAUCCGGCUGGACGGGGACAACAAAGCUGUGGAGUACAGUGCCAUCGGGCUGACCAAGGAUGCCGUGAGAGUGGUCUUUCGAAGCGCCCGAGUCAGCGACCUGUUUGACCGCAACUGGCAUAAGAUCGCCCUCAGCAUCCAGUCCAAGAGCGUCUCCCUCUACAUAGACUGCAAGCUGGUGCAGACGCUCCCUAUUGAAGACAGAGAAAAUAUCGACAUUCAGGGAAAGACUGUGAUUGGCAAACGGCUUUAUGACAGCGUACCCAUCGAUUUUGAUCUACAGCGCAUGGUGAUUUACUGUGAUUCUCGACAUGCUGAGUUGGAAACCUGCUGUGACAUUCCCUCUGGACCAUGCCAGGUGACGGUUAUUACGGAGGCACCACCCCCUGAAGUCAGACCCACUGUUGGCAGCGAACAAAUCGGUCACAUAAAGACCCUCAACUGUUCUUGUCCUGCUGGAGAGAAGGGUGAGAGGGGUCCAUUUGGCCCCGAAGGUCCUCAAGGUCAAAAGGGAGAAAGUGGCAGCCGAGGGCUUCCUGGCCAAAAAGGAGAAAAAGGAGAGUUGGCCAGAGGAGCAUAUGGAGGAGGAGAAAAAGGAGAAAAGGGUGAAGAAGGGCCCAGGGGCUUUUCUGGAUUGAAGGGUGAAAAAGGAGAAAAGGGGUCCCUGGGCUCACCUGGCCCCCCUGGGAGGGAAGGAGCAAAAGGAGAAACCGGGGAGCCAGGACAGCCGGGAGAAAUUGGACUACCUGGUCCAGAGGGCCCUAAGGGAUCAGAGGGAAAACCAGGCCCACCGGGAAUCAAAGGCUAUGUCGGAGCGCCUGGUCUGCAAGGAGAAAGAGGAGAAAAGGGGACUCGGGGAGACAAGGGAGAACGAGGCUUUGACGGGUUCCCUGGGAAGCCAGGCGUGGAGGGAAAACAGGGUCCCAAGGGCAGCUCAGGCCCACCAGGUGCCAUUGGACCUACAGGAGAAAAGGGUGAACCAGGGCUCCCAGGAUUACCAGGCUCUGCGGUGCAGACCGAAGGCCUAAAGGGAGAGCGAGGAGACCCCGGUCCUCGAGGACCACAAGGUUUACCUGGUCUGCCAGGGCCACCGGGGCCAGCUGGUCCAGAAGGCAAGCACGGAGCUCCUGGUCUGCAAGGUCAAAGGGGCAAGAAGGGUGACAUGGGGGUCUCGGGAGUUGAUGGCCUGCCUGGACCUCAGGGUCCUCCGGGGCCUCCUGGCAGUGCUGGUCCCCGUGGCAUUCCUGGUGCUCCAGGAUUGCCUGGAGAACUUGGCGUUUCAGGAAAACCUGGGCUUCCAGGACCCCCUGGCUUGCCUGGCAAAGAUGGAUUAAAUGGUCUACCUGGACUUCUGGGUCAAAAGGUGGGUCACCACUGA